AUGACUAGAUUUACAAAAGAAUCUCUUAAUAUUCCUAAAUUAGAUAUGUUGACCGCUAUUCAAGCUUUGCAGAGAGGUCUCCAUAAAGGAUCUAAAUUCCAGGAAGAUCUCAUAAUGACGCCAUGCAGAAAUUUAGAUGAAGCAAAAGCAAGGGCAACAAGAUUUAUAAGGCUCAAAGAAAAUGAACUUACAACUUCGAAAGUAGAUGCCUUAUCAUAUGAUCGUCCAAAUCGGAAGGCAGAAACCCCAGUGUUUAAACCGAGACACAAACCUUACUCAAGACAUGUAAAUGAUCAAGUCAAUGUUGUUGAAGAAGAUGACAGGGUCGAAUAUCCAACUUUGGCAUCAUACUAUUUCUCUGUAGGAACUCCUGGCAUUAUAAUGACGCUUAGAGAUCUUGGAGACAAGGUGAGAUGGCCUCGGAAGAAAAAUGACGGAUACUUCAAGAAAAAAGAUCCUAGCCAGUGGUGUGCUUAUCAUGAAGACUUUGGCCAUAUCACCGAAGAUUGCAAGAUGUUAAGAAGAGAAAUAUCCACUUUAUUAGCAAAAGGAUAUUUGACAGAACUCCUUGGAAGGAAGAAGGCCAAAGAUGUUGAAGUCUUGGACUUUUCCAAACCAAAAUCAACACAAAAAGCAGAUUCCCCACCAGCGAAUGCAAAAGUAAUUAAUACCAUCUCUGGGGGAUCGGAAGUGUGUGGGACAACAUAUUCAGCAGCAAAAAGACUUGCAAAGCAAAGCAGAUAA
Messenger RNA from Erigeron canadensis, 744 nucleotides. RefSeq lists its product as uncharacterized. The transcript has a single exon. The record is from RefSeq and is a predicted model, not a curated record. The coding region runs from base 1 to 744 and encodes 247 amino acids. NCBI's taxonomy places the organism in Eukaryota, Viridiplantae, Streptophyta, Magnoliopsida, Asterales, Asteraceae.